AUGGAUGAUGAAUUAUCUAAUCAAAGUGAGGCUAUCAGCAGUAGCGUAGUUAUAACAGAAAAUGAACUAAGAGGUAUCCUAAACGUUAAAGGAAACUCAGGUAAGGAAAAAAUUAGCUUUCUAGAAAUAGAAAGAAACCAUUGGAAAGAACUACCUGAAACCGAACGAACUGCAGAACGUGAACAGAGGGCUCUCCUCUACGUACGAGGCGAUGGCAGAUAUUGCAGAGCUAAAAGCAGACGAAAUAAGGUUAAGAUCAAACGAACGACGAAAGUGAUAAAAAACUACGUCCAUCGUGGAAGAGGAAGAAGACGCAAACAAUCUUACAAGGUUCGAAAGAUUUAA
Molecule: messenger RNA, 345 nt
Organism: Paramuricea clavata
Lineage: Eukaryota; Metazoa; Cnidaria; Anthozoa; Malacalcyonacea; Plexauridae
Source: the annotation of a GenBank genome assembly